GGUGAUCCUUUAGCAAACACCGUUCUACUUCCUGUUAGAAUUCACACACAAACCACAGAAGCUAAACAGUUGUUUCAGCUUUCGGACCACAACUAUUAAUGUAGCAAAAACGCUGUUGGAGAACAAUGAUUCCGUACACGGUCAACAUCAAACUCGCGGCUCGGACGUUGACUGGCACUCUCAAUUUGCAGAACAAAGCGGCUGUAGACUGGGGUUGGCAGGGGCUGAUUGCUCAGGGAUGUCACUCCAGCAUUCUCAUCAUCGAUCCAAAGACGUCUCAGACCAUCCAGGUGUUGGAGAAGCACAAGGCUAAUGUGGUCAAGGUGAGAUGGUCGAGGGAAAACUACUACCACAACUUGAGCUCUCCCUACUGUCUGCGGCUGGCUUCGGGCGACGCCUCGGGGAAGAUCAUCGUGUGGGAUGUGGUCAGCGGCACCCCCCAUUGUGAGAUCCAAGAGCACUCCAAACCCAUCCAAGACCUGGAGUGGCUGUGGAAUCAGGAUGCGUCUCGUGAUCUGCUGUUAGCCAUUCACCCCCCCAACUACAUCGUCCUGUGGAACGGAGACACGGGCACCAAGCUGUGGAAGAAGAGCUACGCGGAGAACAUCCUCUCCUUUUCCUUUGACCCCUUUGACUCCUCCAACAUGGCGUUGCUGACCAGCGAAGGAAUAGUCUUCAUCACCGAUUUUUCCCACUCCAAACCACCGAGCAGCGCCGGCAAAAAGGUCUACAUCGCCAGCCCCCACGCUAGCCCCGCCCACAACAAGCCCGCCCCCACCGCCGCGCCGGUCCCCACCGGCGCCAAAAAGGCCCUCAACAAGGUCAAAGUGCUCAUCACCAACGAGAAACCCACAGCGGAGGCGGUGACGCUCAACGACUGCCUGCAGCUGUCCUACCUGCCGUCUAAGAGGAACCACAUGCUGCUGCUCUACCCCAGAGAGAUCCUCAUCCUGGACCUGGAGCUCAGCCAGACGGUGGGGGUGGUGGCCAUCGAGCGCUCCGGGGUGCCCUUCCUUCAGGUGAUCCCGUGCGCCCAGCGGGACGCCCUCUACUGUCUCCAUGAGAACGGGUGCAUCACCCUGCGAGUGUGUCGCUCCACCAUCACUCCAGACGAGGCAGCGGACCCCGAGCAGAGCGUGUACGAGCUGAUGUACGACCUGCGUUCCCAGUGCGACGCCAUCCGAGUCACAAAGACAGUCCGGCCGUACCGCAUGGUGAUCUGUCCCGUCAACGAGAACAACGCUGCACUGAUGGUCAGCGACGGCAGAGCCAUGCUGUGGGAGCUCAAAGCCCACACCGGCAAAGCUGUCAAUCCUAGCUCCGGUCUGUCGCCGCUCUUCACCCCGGUGUCAUUUUGUGGGGCGCCGUUGGGUCUGAACCAGAAGACGAUUCAGGAUCUCUCCCUCAACAGCAUGAUCGGUCAGACGCUGAUCGCCGGCGAGGCUCUCACUCCCACGUCCAACCAGCAGGAGGUCCAGCUGAAGUUCCUGCUGACGGGGCUGCUGUCCGGUCUGCCACUGCCGCCCUUUGCCCUUCGCAUGUGUCCACCUCUUACCACCAAAAACAUCAACCACUAUCAACCCCUGCUGGCUAUAGGCACCAGCAAUGGGUCUGUACUGGUCUACAACCUGACCAGUGGUCUUCUCCACAAAGAGCUCAGUGUGCACUCUUGUGAAGUGAGGGGGAUUGAAUGGGUCAGUCUGACCAGUUUCUUAUCUUUUGCGACUUCUGCUCCCAACAACAUGGGCCUGGUGCGAAAUGAACUGCAGCAUGUUGACCUUCCUACUGGGAGAUGCUUUGCAUUCAGAGGCGAGCGAGGAAACGACGAGCCCCCCAUCGAGAUGAUUAAAGUGUCUCAUCUCAAACAGUACCUGGUGGUGGUGUUCAGAGACAAACCCCUGGAGCUGUGGGACACCAGGACUGGUACACUCCUCCGAGAGAUGGCGAAGAACUUCCCCACUGUCACUGCAUUGGAGUGGUCACCGUCCCACAACCUGAAGAGUCUGAAGAAGAAGCAGAUGGCAGCGAGGGAGGCCAUCGCUCGGCAGACGGUGUCCGACGCAGAGCAGAGUAGUGUCGAGUCCUCGGUCAUCAGCCUCCUGCAGGAUGCAGAGAGCAAGUCGGAGACCAGCCAGGCCAUCUCGGCCAGGGAGCAUUUCGUAUUCACCGACACCGACGGGCAGGUCUACCACAUCACCGUAGAGGGCAACACAGUCAAAGACGGUGCACGUAUCCCCCCCGAUGGCAGUAUGGGUAGUAUCGCAUGCAUCGCGUGGAAAGGCGACACCCUGGUGCUCGGGGACGUGGACGGCAAUCUCAACUUCUGGGACCUCAAAGCUCGUUUGUCCAGGGGGAUCCCUACGCACCGUGGCUGGGUGAAGAAGAUCCGCUUCGCCCCGGGUAAGGGCAACCAAAAGCUGCUGGUGAUGUACACCGAUGGAGCGGAGGUCUGGGACACCAAAGAGGUCCAGAUGGUGAGCAGCAUGCGGAUCGGCCGCAACGUGAACUACCGCAUCAUAGACAUUGACUGGUGCACGUCAGACAAGGUGGUGCUGGCCUCUGACGAUGGCUGUAUCCGAGUGCUGGAGAUGGCCAUGAAGUCCGCCAGCUACCGCAUGGAUGAGCAAGACCUGACCGAUCCAGUGUGGUGCCCUUAUCUGCUGGUUCCCCGGGCUGCCCUGACUCUCAAGGCUUUCCUCCUGCUGCAACCCUGGGCAGGAAGCUUCACCAUGGACAUCACUCAAGUAGACUACAAUGAGAAAGGCGAGAUAAAAGGGCUGAUCCAGGAGCAGCUCAACUCCUUGUCUAACGACAUGAAGAGUGUGCUCCAGGACCCGGAGCUCAGCCUGCUGCAGCGCUGCCUCCUGGUCUCACGGCUGUUCGGGGACGAGUCCGACCUUAACUUCUGGACCGUGGCGUACCACUACCUGCAGUCGUUCGCCCAGGCCCGUCAGCUGAGCGUGUCCGCCGCAGAGGGUCCGGCCCGCAGUGAAGGAGCCCAGCCGUCCCCUCAGGGCCACCUGGACAUCUGCCACGACAUCCUGUGUGAGAGCUCCUACUUCCAGAAGUUCCAGUUGGAUCGGGUACACCUGCAGGAGGUGAAGCGCUCCAGUUAUGAACACACCAAGAAAUGUGCCGACCAGCUCCUCCUGCUGGGUCAGACGGACCGGGCGGUGCAGUUGCUGUUGGAGACGAGCGCAGACAACAGCAGCUACUACUGCGAUUCACUCAAGGCUUGCCUCGUGACCACCAUCACCUCCUCGGGCCCCUCCCAGUCCACCAUCAAGCUGGUGGCCACCAACAUGAUUGCCAACGGCAAACUAGCAGAGGGAGUGCAGCUGCUGUGUUUGAUUGACAAGGCGGCGGAUGCUUGCCGCUACUUGCAGACCUACGGGGAGUGGAACCGCGCCGCCUGGCUGGCAAAGGUGCGUCUGAGCCCAGCAGAGAGCUCGGAUGUGCUGAAGCGCUGGGCGGAGCACCUGUGCUCCUCGCAGGUCAACCAGAAGUCCAAAGCCAUCCUGGUGCUGCUGUCCCUGGGCUGCUUUUACAAAGUGGGAGAGAUGCUGUGCAACAUGAGGCACUUUGAUCGCGCCGCCCUCUUCAUCGAAGCCUGUCUGCAGCACGGGGUGAUGGAGGCCAACGACUCGUCCAAUAAACUCAUCAAGUCGGCGUUCCUGGAGUACGCCCGCAUGCUGCGCUCGCUGGGCCUGCGCGAGGGCGCCGCUCUGUGGGCGUCACGGGCCGGCAGCGCCGGGGAGCAGCUGAUGGAGGAGCUGUUCCAGGGGGAGGGGGGCGUGCCAGAGGCCGCCCAAGGCGAGGAGGAGGCCGAGCAGGGCCCGCACGGCGCCGAGUGACCCCGGAGGGAACGCGCUCUUCGGUUAAGAGUCAGCGGCCGGCCAUUCGUUCGUUCUAACUUCAAUAGCGUGACCUUCGUGAGUUCACUCUGUGUCGCCACAAUGAGGAGGUCCCUCCGUGGGAAGCUGUCAGUCCGUAACUGAGUCCGCCUGUGACUUUAACGACAUCUUUUUAAUGUUUGGUGUUUUUGUGUUCAUGUGUAUGCAUGUAACAGCCCCAAAAGAAACACACUUCUGUCCUGAUUCCUCACAUCAAGUGUAGUAAUGCACAUCAAGUCAUUGUUCUUGUUGUCUAAUGACGCUUUAUAUUGGAUGGUCAAGCUUUAUUUUGUGUGCCUGUAUUGAAUAUCUUUGGUAUAAUUAAUUCACCCAAAAAAUAAGCAUUCUUUUUAAUUUUGAAAAGGCAUUCCCCCCCCCCCCCCCCCCCCCAUGAGCGAAUUCCAAAAUGAGUCUUUAGCACCGUUGAUUUAACCAAAACACCCCAUUAGUUGAAUGAAGACUUUGAUUCCUUGUUUUAGGCAAACGCAUAACAGGGGCUGUUAUGUUUGCAGCAGGUGGUUCUGGGUAAUUUCCUGGCAGUGAAGUCGGUUAGCCGUACCACGCUGCGCUUAUUAGUAGAUCCACUCCCCGAACAGACCGCCUCCACCUGUGCUACCAUCGUGUGUGUGUGUGUGUGUAGUUCACAUGAGUUAAAUAAAUGCCAGUUCAUCUAUUCCAUUAUUCCAAAUGGAAUGUUUAAUCUCUUACUUUUAUGGGAUGUUUUCCUUUGCGAGGUCUUUUGAUGUUUCUGUAACGAGCUCCGUCUCUGGCAGGUAUAUUACACAAGACGAGCCGUCAGAAUGUGUUGUAACUCGUUUUACAUCAUGUACACACAUACAUCCCCCUGAGGCUCAUCGCGAUCACAAAGCUACACGAAGCAAAUCGCACCCACUUUGCCGCUCAGUUCAGACUUGCUGCCACAUCUCCUCUUUUCACGGUAAAAAUCUACUGAUCAUCCGUAGGACAAUGCCAGGACGUGAUUGUGCCUUCCACUGUCUUGUAACGUGUUUAGAGACGAUAGCCCCCUCCGCUGGAACUCUCUUGUUCUCGACCCCAGGCGCCAUCGCUACGGCAACCCUGGGCUAUUUAAGGGGACACCUUGUUGUUGCUGUAGAUCCGUUUCACAUCCACUAGCCAGCAUGCAGGAUCACACCCCCCCCCCCCCUUGUAGAUGAUCAUCUGUGGGCCACCUGAUGCUGUGUAUCGUCCUGCAAGCUCCACGCGCGACGUUAGAGUGUGGUUCACACCCGCUGCUUCACUUUCUACUGUAGUGUGUGUGUUCAUUGUCUGUACAGUGAUACCAGUGCUUUAAACUAUAAAUAUUCCAAACUGAAGAAAAAAAAAAGAUAUAUGUAUAUAUGGAUGGCAAUAAAAUCAAUAUUAUGGACUUUAA
Gasterosteus aculeatus aculeatus (three-spined stickleback) is the source of this 5286-nucleotide messenger RNA. RefSeq names its product WD repeat domain 11 (gene wdr11). The record is from RefSeq and is a predicted model, not a curated record. Lineage: Eukaryota; Metazoa; Chordata; Actinopteri; Perciformes; Gasterosteidae. Gene Ontology annotation, molecular function: protein binding. Gene Ontology annotation, cellular component: cytoplasm.